Molecule: messenger RNA, 2605 nt
Organism: Lytechinus pictus (painted urchin)
Lineage: Eukaryota; Metazoa; Echinodermata; Echinoidea; Temnopleuroida; Toxopneustidae
Product: rho-related protein racG-like
Exons: 7
Coding region: 150-773 (207 amino acids)
Biological process (GO): endocytosis; establishment or maintenance of cell polarity; Cdc42 protein signal transduction
Molecular function (GO): GTP binding; GTPase activity; protein kinase binding
Source: RefSeq, a predicted model, not a curated record
AUAGCACAAUGUCAAUACAGUAUAUAAUGGGGCAACAAUUUUUAUGGAUCGACAGAAAAGAACUGUUUUUACUCUCUUGUUUGCCCAAUUUCCACAAAGAAGUAAAGAGUUGGAGAAGUUUCAUUGAGGUCACCCAAUAGGCAAAUUUUAUGGACACAGGAGGUAACGGAGAGGGGCUGAACUGCUCCAAUGCCAGGCCGGUAAAGCUGGUGGUCGUAGGAGACGGUGCCGUCGGAAAGACCUGUAUGCUUUGGUCCUACACAAGAAAUGCAUUCCCUAAAGAAUACGUACCCACCGUGUUCGAUAACUUUUCACAGCUAAUGAAAGUCGGCGAUCAGAACGUGAAUCUAGGAUUGUGGGAUACGGCGGGGCAAGAAGACUACGACAGACUUAGACCACUCUCAUAUCCUCAGACAGAUAUAUUCUUAGUAUGUUACAAUGUAGUCGGUGUUGCAUCACAAGCAAACGUAGCAACUAAAUGGAUACCUGAAUUACAGCAUCACGCACCCGGUAUACCUUUCAUUUUAGUCGGUACCAAAACUGAUUUGAGAGACGAUCCUAACCAUGUCAUCGCCCCAGCAGACAAGGGCAAGCUACCUUUCAGGAAAGAACACGGUGUGAGGGAAGCAAAGAAAUUAGGAGCUGUAGCCUACAUGGAAUGCUCAGCAUUAACACAGAAAGGCCUUAAAGAUGUCUUUGAAAAGGCUGUUAUGACAGUGCUGAACCCUCCUAAGCCAAGGACGGGCAAGAAACCGUUGUGUCGUAUUAUUUGAGUCCAGUUACGUGCCCUCUAGUGGCAUUCUUAUGUACAGUCCAUAUCUUUUCCUUCGUUCCAUCAUCUAUGACAGCUGUGGUCCACUUCCGUUUUACGUCUUCUGUAUCUAAUCUCUCUGCUGCAAGCCGACGGUGCGUACACGGAGCAAGAAAAGAAAGGAAACUUUGGAGAAUUGUGUGGUGGACUUGUAUGCAGAAGAAAGAAGGGCUUUGUAUGGACUUUGUAAAAAUAUCUUAUCUUCCAUUAAAAUGGGAGAUGGAUACUUUUGAAGGCCUCUUCUUUCUUCUUCAUGUUGAGAAUAAUUAGCUGUAUUUAUAGCAUCUUGGGUGUGUUGACUAAUAUGCUCCAUCUCUAUGGCAAGGAGAUGGCGGCCAAUCCUGCACCAUGACCUUUAAAAACUAAUAAAGGGGAGCAUGAGCUUCCUUGUGGAACACCAGAUAUUGCACAAUGUGUUAUUAAUCUUAAUUUUAUUCUGGGGAAAUACCAUGGGAGUCGAGAUUAAUUGAAAUGUCUUUGUUGGAGUUUCUCUGAUUGAUCUUCUGUUUAUAGAGGACAGUCCAUUAGAACAAAUGCUUUUGAGAUGAUGCAGAUUAAUACCAGAUGUAUUGACGCUUAAACUUGUUUAUACAUAUAGCAUCUGUUAUGUAUUCCAAUGAGUAGCAGUAGUGUUAAACUGACAAUGGUCCAAACAUCAUCAAGUCGGAGUUCUAUUUCCUACAGGGCCCAGUCACGAAAAGGUUGUGAUUGAUUGCAAAUUCCAUCCAAUAAUUCUGAUUGGUUGAUAGUGGCAAUCAUGAAGUCUAGAUUGACCUUUGUCAUUUUUGCGAUUGGCGGCAAAAAUUUGUGUAACAUGGCCAUUUAUUAUGGCACAGAGUCACUGAUAUCAGGAUGAUGAUUGUGGGAAUGGUUGGUUUGCUGGUGUAUGGACCACAAUGUACUCAAACUUCAAAUUCUCACCUAAAGGCCUGGUCACACCGCAAAAACUUUGCUGGAGCGGUGAAAAAAAAUUCAUCACCGCUCGUCACCGUUCACCACCGUUUAACAGAAGCUGGCCCCCGUUAACCCUAAAAUGGCCGGGGGGGGGGGGGUUGAAUCAACCCCCCCCUCAACAUUUUCUGCGAUCAUUCUGCCGCGCGAAUUUGUUUUACCGCGGCACUCGCAGAGUUUAUACUUUUGAGUCUCGCGCAUCUUUUGAGACCAAAUUUACGACGCCCGGGUACGCGGUUCCGAAAUUACGCAACAUUUUGUAAGUGCAUGUGAGACCAAAAAUUGUUCCAAUACGUGAUUUUGUGUACAAAGUCAAUGCAAAUUGAGUUUUCUCAUCUUAUUCAUAAAGAUAUGAUUAUUUUUACUUUAAACAGCUGAAAGCAAUUGAUUUUAGCAUAAUUAUGCUUCAAAAAGGUUGUGCAAUAAAUCUGGUGAAAAAAACAAAGAAAAACAAAAGGUUGAAAAACAAAGAAAUACAUAAGAAAUUCAUAAAACAAUAAAAUACAUAAGAAAUUGAUUUCCAAACCGAAGUUUUUUUCAAUUGCCAUUGUUAAGAAUGCUACAAAGAAUAUUUUUACCAAAAAUUAGCAUUCUAGGAGCUUUGUUUAGUGAAUUAGAGCAAAAAGUAUGAUUUAUGCAUAAAUUAGCAUAAUUAAUUUAUAUAAAAUAAAAAUCUCAUUAUUUGGGAAAACUUUACCAUACAGCCUUGUAGAUUACAUCGCACACUACCAGCGUGCAAAUUUUUGCGGCGCUCGCGCGAUCGGCGGCCGAGAUCUCAGGGGGGGGGUUGAAUCACCCCCCCCCCCCCCCCCCCCCCGCCACAGAACAGCCAAAAAAGCCCGG